Messenger RNA from Acaulospora colombiana, 345 nucleotides. NCBI's taxonomy places the organism in Eukaryota, Fungi, Glomeromycota, Glomeromycetes, Diversisporales, Acaulosporaceae. The record is from the annotation of a GenBank genome assembly.
AUGGAAUCAUUCAAGUCAUUUGAGUAUAAGUUUCAAUACCGAAUUGCGGGUCAUAGUGGUGAAUCUCAUAGUAUGGAGUUUGUUAAGGAGGGAAGAUAUCCACAUAAUGAAAAAGAAACGUUCAAAGUUUUGAGGCAGAUGUAUAUACAUUCGCAAUUUUGCCUCAGUGGCGAUAAUACGUUGAAUGCUGCCGCCCAUGCAAUAAAGGACAUUACAAAGGAAGAGGCUGAUGAUUAUUUUGUUGUGGUGUUGUCCGAUGCCAAUAUUUCGCAAUAUCACAUUAAUCCCGAGGACAUUGCAAAAGGUAUUAAAAGAUUAUGUUACAUUAUCACCGUUCAAUACUGA